CUCGGGGUGCGGGGGGGGUCUCCGCCGGGCGCUGCGCGGGAGGGAGGGAGGGUCGAGGCGCCGCUGCUGGCCUGGGCGGGGGCUCCUUCCUGCUGCCCGCCCGACUGCCAGGGCGGGGGGCCCGGGCGAGCGGAAGGGGCGGAAGGGAGGGCGCGCGGCCUCCGGGCGGCAGGGGGCGCUCCGGCCACCAGAAGGGCCCGCCCCCGCCCGUGACGUCGCUCGCCUGCGCCGCUGCGGGGAGCCCAUGCCCGCCGUGACGUCACUGGUCUGCGCUGCUACCGGGAGCCCGCGCCGCCUGCCGGCCUGCCUGCCUGCCCGGGGCCGCCGCCGCCGCCAUGUUCGAGGAGGGCGCCUGGAGCGACGGAGAAGGGGCGCCCCCACCGGCUGCGCGCCCCCCGCUCCCGCCGCCGCCCCCCGCCCGCCGCCGCCGCCUCCUGGCCACCCUGCGGCGCUUGGAGGCCGCCUCGGCCGCCGCCAUCCCGCCCAGCGCCUCUUCUCCCCGCGGGGAGCGCAGCGCGGCGGCCGAGGCGGAGCCCGAGGGGGGGGCGGGGGCGGAGCGGCGGCUGAGCAGGCGGCAGUGGCGGAACCGGCAGAAGAACCAGCGGCGGCGCAAGAACAAGUUCCGUCCCGGCCAGCGCCCGCCAGCGCCCCGCUCCCCCUCGCCGCCGCCCCCCGGGGCCCCCUCGCCCCCCUCGCCCCCCUCGCCCCCGGUGCGGCGGCGGCUGGAGCAGCGGCUGGACUCGGCCCGCUUCCGCUACCUCAACCAGCAGCUGUACAGCCGGCCCAGCCGCCAGGCCGCCCGCCUCUUCCAGCAGGACCCCGAGGCCUUCGCCGCCUACCACCGCGGCUUCGCCCAGCAGCUGGCCCGCUGGCCCGACAGGCCCCUGCAGCGCUUCGUCCGCUACCUGCGCCGCAGGCCGGCUUCGCUGGUGGUGGCCGACUUCGGCUGCGGGGACUGCACGCUGGCCCGGAGCAUCCCGAACCGCGUGCACUGCUUCGACGUGGCAGCCCUGGACCCCCGCGUGACCAUCUGCGACAUGGCCCAGGUGCCCCUGGAGGAUGCUUCUGUGGACGUGGCGGUUUUCUGCUUGGCGCUCAUGGGGACGAAUCUGUGUGAGAUCCUGGAAGAAGCCAACCGGGUGUUGCGAGUCGGGGGCGUUCUCCUGGUGGCCGAGGUGGCCAGUCGCUUUGAAGACCUGCAUGGCUUCCUGGGGUCCUUGGCCUCACUGGGUUUCCAGUUGGUCUCCAAGGAUGUCUCUGGCUCCCACUUCUACACACUGGAGCUGCGCAAGGAGGGUCCGCCACACACCAGUGGGGCUGGCCCCACGAAGACACCCGCAGGCUUGGUGCUCCGGCCCUGCGUCUACAAGCGGCGCUGAGGGGGGGGUGAAGCCAGGGCGCAUGAUGUCUGUGCGCAGUCUGAAUAAAGCACCUGCCAUCCCUGGCCAAAGCUAUGCUGUCCGCCAUUCAGCACAAUGGCGUGGCUGUGUGGACGGUGGCGGAGCAGAGGGCGACGUGGACCGUGGCAGGGAGCUCUGGGGCUGGAGGCGGUGCUGGCUCCAGGGUGGCGGGUACGAAACUGGACUUCAACCCGGCUGCCUUGGCAGAGCUGCAGUGCUGGUCAGAACUGGGCACCGCCGGGUGGGGGGGGGGGGACUGUGCUGUAGGGGUUGCUGCUGAGGCUCCCUGCAGAGGUGGGACCCGGUGGCUCCCGUGGUCUCAGGCUCCUUGCUGCCGAUGAGCCUGCCCGGGGUUCAUGCAGGAGCUGACGGGCUAGAGGGCCUGGCCAGACCGGGAGGCAGAACCAAGGAGCACGAGGGCCAGGCUUUGUAUACGCAAACAAUACAUCCCUUUAUUUCUGUA
Messenger RNA from Sphaerodactylus townsendi, 1863 nucleotides. It is a transcript of the gene RRP8, whose product is annotated as ribosomal RNA processing 8. Gene Ontology annotation, molecular function: methyltransferase activity. NCBI's taxonomy places the organism in Eukaryota, Metazoa, Chordata, Lepidosauria, Squamata, Sphaerodactylidae. Gene Ontology annotation, cellular component: nucleolus; rDNA heterochromatin; chromatin silencing complex. The transcript has 5 exons. The record is from RefSeq and is a predicted model, not a curated record. Gene Ontology annotation, biological process: rDNA heterochromatin formation; regulation of transcription by glucose; cellular response to glucose starvation. Bases 336 to 1379 code for a protein of 347 amino acids.